AUGACAGAUAAAAAAAUUUCAACAACCAUCAAUCCAAAUGACGGAACAAAUAAAAUAGUUGAAAAAUAUCUCAAAGAAAGUGAUGAUGAAGAUGAUAGUGCUGAUGAAGAAGAAACUUCAGUAAGUGCUUCAGCUCAAAGUCUUGGUGUUCGUGCACAAAAAAAAUUACUAAGUAAACUUUCAUCAAAAUCAGUUGCCAAAGUUUUUAUUGAUGACACAAGUAGUCGUGUAUUAGACAAUUUACAUAAAUUAACACGUGCUUAUUCAGAUAGUAAAAAGGACGCUGACAAAUUACUUAAAUCAAUAAUAAAAACAAUUGUUAAAUUGGGUAUAUUAUAUAAAAAUAAUUUAUUUACUGAAUAUGAAAUAAAAUUAAUUGAAGAUUUUCGUAAUCGUUUUCAUUCAUUAUCAAAAGCAAUUGUUACAUUUUAUGAAGUUGAUUAUACAUUUGAUCGUGUUUUUUUAACACGUAUGUGUAAAGAAUGUCAAGAUUUAACACAUAAAAUAAUAUCAACACAUUUAACACAAAAAUCUCAUAUACGUAUCGAUUAUAUUUUUAAUUAUUUAUCAAAUUUACAAUUUAUUGAAUAUGUUUUUAAUACAAAUUCAACAGCCAAUCGUGCAAUUAUUAAAGAAAUUGUUCAAGAUAUGAAUUCAUUAAUGGAUGCUGGACUACUUUGA
Messenger RNA from Rotaria sp. Silwood2, 681 nucleotides. The record is from the annotation of a GenBank genome assembly. NCBI's taxonomy places the organism in Eukaryota, Metazoa, Rotifera, Eurotatoria, Philodinida, Philodinidae.